Molecule: messenger RNA, 216 nt
Organism: Rangifer tarandus platyrhynchus (Svalbard reindeer)
Lineage: Eukaryota; Metazoa; Chordata; Mammalia; Artiodactyla; Cervidae
Source: the annotation of a GenBank genome assembly
AUGCCCCAUAAGAACAGGAGCGGGCGUGAGCUCCGCCUUGGCGCGAUGCUCUUUGGGAGUUGUAGUUUUCACGCGUCCAGCACCGGCGGGGCCCCAGAGCCGGGUGGCGGAAAGCAGUCACGUGAUCGGAAAGGCUGCCGUUUGCCUUUGUGCCGGAACAGGUUGACUGGGUCGCCCGAGCCCAGGGCCUCGGGACGGACCAAUCGACUGCCUUAG